This is a messenger RNA of Cladocopium goreaui, 969 nucleotides long. NCBI's taxonomy places the organism in Eukaryota, Dinophyceae, Suessiales, Symbiodiniaceae. The record is from the annotation of a GenBank genome assembly.
AUGGUUGAGACUCAUUCGAUGCAUUCGAUGCAUCCAUUUGGCUCAGCCGUGGCAGCCGACUGGCAGCCGCCCGACUGGGCUGGGAUGUUUCGGUGUGCGUGCAUCAAUGCUGUGAUUCUCAGCCAAUCACCCUUGACGAUGGUUUUGUCGAUGGUUUCUUUGAUGAAAUCCGAAGCAUUUCGUAAAGCCAAGGACUUGGAUUCGACUCGCAGGGAGGACGUGGAACCUCCGACUGAAGCCCAGCAACAGAAGGAGUUCUUUCAAUGCACUCGUCAGUGUCGCUGGAAGUUUGGCAACACCUUUGAUUUGACCAUUGUGGGUGGUCGCAGCGGUUGGAGCAACUGCCAAUGCUUUCGCCACUUGGUCAGAGAACGGCCGCCUGUGGUCUCAAGGCCACAGGCACGUCACGGCGUCACGGCGUUUCGUGGCGCAGACGAGACCUUGCCGCAAGUGAUUCCCAGAUACUCUGCCAAAGAGUUUGACACGGUAAAUACCUGGAGCGGCAAUGAGACGAGUGGAUGGAACUGUGAUUUCGUUUGUGUUCAACAGCCAGACGGUUCGCUAACCACUCUGACAAAGGAAGAGGUGCAGAGCCAGAUGCUCAGCGCAGACUUCCGGAAGCUUCACUGCGGUCGCUGUGCAGCCUGCAGUGCGCCGGAGGAUAUCGAGGUGCUGGCGAAGACCCGCAAGUGGAUCACAGAGGUGAUGACCACGGUGGCCGCCCGUUUUGCAGCUCCCUGGGGACACCGCGAUCCAAAGAGGUUGCGGACAGACCUCGUGGAGGCCAAUAUCAGUUUCAGCGAAAAGCGCUAUGAUGGGCGGACAGAUCUACCAAGUUGUAUGGACGUUUGGGCUGACAACAUCAUGUGUGAUGCGAUGUCGUGCAAAUCCAAAUGCUGGUUGAAAUUCUUCAAUGCCAAGAACGCCAAGACAGAUGCUUGGAGAAACUUUAACAUUGAGCUAAAUUGA